Molecule: messenger RNA, 4109 nt
Organism: Theobroma cacao (cacao)
Lineage: Eukaryota; Viridiplantae; Streptophyta; Magnoliopsida; Malvales; Malvaceae
Source: RefSeq, a predicted model, not a curated record
UAUUUUGCAGAAAAAACAUAAAAGGCAGAACAGUACGGGUGCUAAAUAUAAGGGGUGGUGGUGGUUCCAGGACACAAUUUGGGUGUGUCGGGUUUCGGUCUCAUCAGCUAGCAAAUGUGAGCAAAUCUUUUGAAGUUUCUAGCACGUUGCACUAUGUUCCUUUGUCCUCAAAUUGCCUAACGCAGAACAAAUUGGAAAGCCACUCCGUCACGCCUCUCUGUCUCUAGUCGUCUUCUUCUCUCUCCAACUCUUCAUUCCAUUGAUUUCUAACGUGUUUCUGUCUCAGAGCUUGAAUCCUGAAGAAAGAAUCUUUGAAACCCAAAAAAAAAGAAAGACCCAAGGAAAGAAAUAAUUCACUUCUUAUCUGGAAAACUGUUCUUUCUUCUCAGCUGCUUGAAUCUGUGAAGUCCUCUCCAAUGAAAGGAACGCCCCUUGACCUUAUUUUUUAAUUCCCUUCUUUAUAAAAUCAUUUUUAACUAGUUGCUUGAUUAAGUCCACUCUCAUGGAUUCAAUUUGAGUCUUGAAAUCCCACCAAAAAGGAAAAGAAAAAAAUGGUUGCAAAAUUGAUGGUUACCCACUUCAAAGCAUCGAAUUUUGGGUUGGCUUCUUUGAUUUCUGGCAAUAAAGACGUUUGCAAGUUUGGAUAUUUCUCAAGAAACUCUGCUUCGCGGCACAAGUUAAGAUUCAAGCUUGUGGGAGCUCAGGGGGAUAGGUGGAAGCUCAAUGACAUUGAUACCAAUGCUAUGCAAGAAAGAAUAAAUUCAUGGCUGUCAAAGACCCAACAUUUUUUGACUGAGGUAACUUUGCCACUAGUAAAAAAUGGUCACAGCGGAAAGCCUGAUCCUGGAAAUGAGAUCGACACUCAAGCCAUGGAGGACAUUUUUCUGGCAGAACAGACUAUUCCUAGUAGUACACCCAAUGGAAACCUAUCAUUGGCUGCUAUUGUGUCUAUUGAGCAGUUUAGCAGGAUGAAUGGAUUGACUGGGCAAAAAAUGCAGAAGAUAUUUAAAGCUCUCGUUCCUAAACAUGUGUAUGAUGAUGCUCGUAAUUUGGUGGAGUAUUGCUGCUUUAGGUUCUUGUCAAGGGAUGCAUCUGAUCUCCAUCCCUGCCUUAAGGAACCUGCAUUCCAGAAACUAAUUUUCAUCACAAUGCUUGCUUGGGAGAAUCCUUACUGCAGUGAAGAUGAUUUCAAUGCCCAUGCAUCAAGAAAAGCUUUUUUUCAGGGAAAGCUGGUGGGAGAAGAGGCUUUCUCUCGUAUUGCUCCAGCAAUUUCUGGUUUAGCUGAUCGCCCUACAGUGCACAACCUUUUCAAAGCUCUUGCUAGUAAUGAACAAGGCAUCUCAUUAAGAGUGUGGCUAACUUAUAUUGAUGAACUUCUCAAAGUGCAUGAAGGAAGGAGAUCUUAUCAGGUCCGUGAAUAUCCUCAGCUCUCAGAGGAAAGGAUCUUGUGCCUUGGUUCCAGCAGGAAGCGCCCUGUUCUAAAAUGGGAGAAUAACAUGGCAUGGCCAGGAAAACUUACUCUAACAGAUAAAGCGCUGUAUUUUGAGGCAGUUCGAUUUCAAGGGCAAAAAGAUGCAGUAAGACUUGAUCUAACCAGGCAUGGAUUGGAAGUGAAGAAAGUAAAAGUUGGACCUUUCAAUUCAGGGCUUUUUGACUCUGGAGUAGCUGUUUCAUCUGGUCCUGGAUCACAGACAUGGGUACUGGAGUUUGUUGACUUGGGAGGUGAAUUGAGACGAGAUGUUUGGCAUGCUUUUAUCAGUGAAAUUAUUACCCUACACAAGUUUCUUAGUGAGUAUGGACCAGAUGAUGACGAUCAAUCACUAUUUCAAGUAUUCGGUUCUCACAAAGGGUGGGAAAAGGCUAUCACGGGUGCCCUUAAUGGCAUUGCUAGACUUCAGGCUCUCCAGUUUAUGCGAAAGUUGUUGGAUGAUCCAAUCAAACUUGUUCAGUUCUCUUAUUUGCAAAAUGCACCCUAUGGUGAUGUUGUUUUCCAAGCUCUAGCUCUAAAUUAUUGGGGUGGACCUUUAGUUGCAAAAUUUACAGAUGCCGGGUAUCAACGAGCUCAAGCAAUAAGCCCUUCUGAAGAGGUAUAUGAAGUAAAUGAUCAUGUAUUUGACAUUGAUGGAAGUGUUUACUUGCGGAAAUGGAUGAGAUCUCCAUCUUGGAGUUCUAGUGCUUCCAUUGGUUUUUGGAAGCAUUCUCCAAUUAGACAAGUAGUAGUGUUAAAUAAAAAUCUUGUUGUGGCUGAUGAGACCCUAGUAGAAAGGGCAGCAGCAAUCUGCAAACAAAAAUACCAGGCAGUGGAAAAAACUCAAGCCACAAUUGACGCAGCGACACUUCAAGGGAUACCCAGUAAUAUUGACCUUUUCAAGGAACUUAUUCUUCCUUUGACAAUAACAGCUAGGAAUUUUGAAAGGCUUAGACGCUGGGAGGAGCCACACCUGACUCUCUCUUUUCUUGGAUUUGCAUAUACAAUUAUUUUCAGAAAUCUGCUGUCAUAUAUGUUUCCCAUGGUAUUGCUUGUCUUAGCCACUAGCAUGCUAACGCUUAAGGGGCUCAAGGAGCAAGGUCGCCUGGGUAGAUCUUUCGGAAAAGUCACUAUCUGUGAUCAGCCACCUUCAAAUACCAUUCAAAAAAUUAUAGCUGUAAAAGAUGCUAUGCGUGACGUGGAAAACUAUCUCCAGAAUCUGAAUGUUACCCUCCUGAAAUUACGUACGAUUCUCCUUGCAGGUCAGCCUCAGCAGAUAACAACUGAGGUCGCACUGGUGUUGUUAUCAUCUGCAACCAUUCUUCUUGUUGUCCCUUUCAAGUAUGUUCUUGCCUUUCUUCUAUGCGAUCUCUUCACUCGAGAGCUUGAAUUCAGGAGGGAGAUGGUUAGGAGAUUCAUAAGUUUCCUGAAGGAGCGUUGGGACACUGUGCCUGCAGCCCCUGUAAUUGUAUUACCAUUUGAAGGUGAGGAGUCCAGAUCAGUGAAUCAAAGAAGCCAAUCGGAUAAAAAGGCAAUUAGAAAGAAGGCAGAGCAGUCAGAGGCCUAGAUAGUUUUUGGACAUACGCAUAUGCUGUAAUUUUGUAGUGAAAAAUCAUUUCCUAUAUGGCAUACAAAAAGGCAAAUUGCAUUGAAUUUCUUCCUCCAUUUUUGUAUGGACCUCACUGCACUGACAUGUGGCAAUUUAUUUCUUGCUCUUGGCCAUAUAAAUUAUAGUCAGAUGAUUGUUCGAGUUAGUUAUGGGCCUGGACCCUUCUGUUCUGAAGCACAUUUUUCAAAGGGAUGGGGAAGUAUGCCAUAUUUAUUGGAAAUUUCAUACAUGUCACUGUUCUUAGCAACUUCAUCAAGCUAUGUGGAUUUUAUUUAAGGUUGACCUAAACUUCUGGUGAAGCUUAUACUGAAUUACAUAAAAAAAUAUUAGCUUGGACUGUACAUCAUUCAUCCAGGUUGUGUACUGAAAGAAUCCAGAAGAAAAAGAAGAGAAUAAAACAUAGCAUCCUUUUAGAUUUCAAACUGAUACACCCUGUACAGGAUUUCCUACAUCUGUAAAGUGGAAAUCAAAGGUGCUUUGAAGUCCUCUGAUCGUGAAAGGAGCAAAUUGUUUGGUUCCCGGAUUCAGCACCAACAUAUUAGUAGGGAUCAUAACUUGCUAAAAAUGACCCUUUCUUCUUUGAAGAUAUUGUUGUUUGUUCGGAAGUCCUGGGUUUUAAUCAAAUGAUGGAGAUUUGACCAGUGAAAUGAUUGGUUUCCAGCUUUCCAAAAGAAUCCAGACGAAAAGGAAGAAAAAAAAAACAAAGCAUAACAUCCCUUUUUUAGAUUUCAAAAUGAUGAACAGCUGUGCAGGAUUUUGCUAGAGCAAAAUUUGUAAAAUGGAAACCAAUGGGAAUGCCAGCAUCACAAUCCUCCAGCUUUGAGAGAAUGCCUUGAAGCCCUCUGAUGUAGUACUGCAAACAAACUUCUGAUUCUGAUAGGAGCAAAUUGUACUGUUCCUGGAUUCAGCACCAACACAUCAGUGAGCAUAAUAACCCAAAAAAUACCCUUAUACCAAUUUAUGUUACACAGACAGACUUUUCAGGUAUCUGUAUCCGACACUUCUUGAAUAAUUCACUAUUUAUAUAGACAA